Messenger RNA from Fonsecaea nubica, 2394 nucleotides. RefSeq lists its product as hypothetical. The record is from RefSeq and is a predicted model, not a curated record. The transcript has 2 exons. NCBI's taxonomy places the organism in Eukaryota, Fungi, Ascomycota, Eurotiomycetes, Chaetothyriales, Herpotrichiellaceae. The coding region runs from base 1 to 2394 and encodes 797 amino acids. Gene Ontology annotation, molecular function: DNA-binding transcription activator activity, RNA polymerase II-specific; zinc ion binding. Gene Ontology annotation, biological process: regulation of transcription by RNA polymerase II.
AUGGCGAGUUACCAAGAUUCCCUCAACUUGACCAUAGUCCCUUACGGGGUAAACGUCCGUCAAGCUCAUAAGAAGUCCCGUGCGGGCUGCUAUACAUGCAAGCUCCGGCAUGUCAAGUGCGGAGAAGAGAAGCCUCGAUGCUCCAACUGCGUGUCCAAGGGAAAAGACUGUCAAUACCCAGCGUCCAUUAAAAGACGGAUCAAGAAGCAAGAUAAAGCCAGGGGUAUCAAGCGUGUAUCGCCAGAGCCGACGACCGAAAUAUCCAUGGUUUCCGCAUCAUUCACCCUGCACGACUUGCGGUUAUUCCACCAUUUUCUCUGCUUCGCGUACCCGCCUCUGCCUCUAACCAAGAAGUCGGUUUGGACGCAAGACAUACCUCAACUCAGUCUUCACUCAGAGCAUCUGAUGAAUGCUUUAUUGGCUCUGGCUGCCUCGCAUAUGGAAACGUUGACCGGCGUCGAUCAUGAUAAGUGCACUGCACUGUUGCACAAGGGCCGUGCAAUCUCUGGACUCAAGGAUGAAUUCGCCAAAUCCCAUCACUCGGCAACCGAGUAUGAUGUGAUGCUGGCAACUUGCUACGCUUUGGCCUUUCAGUCUGCGCUUCUGCCUGGAUCGGCGGUCGACUUUACAACCUUCAUACGAGGCUGUGCUCUCAUUACACGUCGUAUUCAAGCUGAAGGGCAACAGUCGGUCUUCGACUUUUCGCGCAAUUUGAAUCGAGGACCAAUCCGACGCACAGUCUUACUCAGAAUCGGUGCCGCAAGUCGGAUUUCUGGCUCUCGUUUUCGGCUGCUGAUAAAGAAGGGGAUGGCAUCACUUCUUGCCGUUCAUGAGUCUGUUGAACACGCAGGGACUGGCCAUAAUCUCUUUCAAGCCCUGAGCUCGACCUUUGCCGGGUUUCAAGUGUCGUUGGCGAAAGGAUAUAACCGUUUUCUCAGCUACUACGCUGUUUGGUUCAAACUUGCUGAAGCUAAAGAUAUCUUCGCCCCGGAUGCAGUAAGAGAGGCGGCGUUCUUACUCUGGGCUUUCUUUAUCGGUAUCCAGCUACUGAUCGCUAUGCUCGUGGUUGAUAUGACCAACGGUGGAAUGAAUAGGGACCGUGCAGCAGGAUUCGACCGUUCACUUGGUGUUUCAAAGAUGAUUAGAAUGACUGAAUGGCUUUGCGCAAUCGAAACAACUACACCGACUCACAUGAGGGAACACCUUACCUGGCCCAGGCUGGUCUCGAGCCAGGUACUCUUGGGACUGCAAAUGACGACGGUGUCGAAGGCCUCCGUCGAUCUCAAGGUAAACGCCCUUCGCGAUCUGGAUUUACGCUCUCACAUUGCGUUGGGAGAACUUCUGGAGCUGUCUGCAAGUCUGGCCAACUGGACUGAAGACCUUCUGGCAUCACAAAGUGGCGAUGAAGACAGCAGCGGUGAAACGGAAGGGUGGCGGAGAGCACAGACUCAGUUGGCCUUUGGGAUUCUAGAUCAGGGCGGGCAGGACACGCCGACCGACAGACGUGGCCCUGGGAUGGCCAAGCUAGGGAGAAAUGAGGUUCAGACAUCCAGGUUGCUCGCUUCGUUGAGGGUCAUCGGCGGCUCCCCGGCCCCCAUCCACCAGAUAGAGUACCAGGACGAGAUUGCCCAGCCCGAUGCAAGUCUCGAGUCAGGAAAAACAGAAAGCAAGCAAUGCAGAUCAGAAGAGCCACCACGAAGGUCAGAAAGUCUGGGCGGCUGGAUCCAAUUGAUGGCAGUUGUGUCGCCUGUAUACCUGCUCAGACCGGUUGGCACGACACGAACUCUGAGGCGAAUCCCGCUGUGGAAUUCGAUCACGGGCGGUGUUGUCCAACCUAAAUUUCUCUGCAAGUCACGGAGAGACCAGAGCAUGGCUCAAUGCGUCAAGAUCAGCAUCAGAUUGAUGGGCUUGGAUUUACCAUUAAAGGCCAAGCGGCGUGGCGGAACCACAUUCCAAAUCGCCCGAAGAGCCACGCUCUCUGUGGAGUCAACUAUUCCAUGGGUUGGGUAUAGGGCAGGUAUUCAGUCGACCACUCAGACAACCGGGGAGGGGUUGAACGUUGGUGUGAUGGGCUUGUUGUAUUGCCACACUAAGAUGAGGAGGCAAUUGACAUGGCGGCAGAGUCGACGGGGAACCGAGCAGCUCCCUAACUCGAGAUUCUCGCAAAUCAGUAAACUAAACACCGCCAACAGACCCUCAGACCUGGAUUCGCAACGGCGAAGUCAAUGCGGUAACUGGAAUUCUUGCUUUCUUGCUUCCGGUAGCGUGGCUAAAAAGCGCAACGAGGGGGUGCUGGCCAUUGAGGGUUUCGAAACGAGUCUAUGCGAUGGCGCUCCCUUCGCCGGCGUUCAGGGUCAGAAUCAACCUCUCGAGACGGGCGUGACCAGCCAGUAG